GAAGGCAACUUUUCCGUCAAGCUGCGGAGUCCACCUUCGUAUUUCUAAAUGUCACUUUUGCAGCGCAGAUAACUACAUUGAUUAAUGUCACGAGUUUUUUUUUUUCUGAAACCCUUUUAAUCUGUGUGUAAUUUAUUUGUUUUAUAGUCCAUGUAAAUUGUUACAGAUCUUGUCGUGAUGAACGGGAGUUCGAACCCGCUGCUGGAUAAAGAAGAGCAUGUGUUAAAGUUGGGCGAGAGCUUUGAAAAGAGGCCCAAGUCUUCUUUUCAUACCAUCAGGUAUGAUUUUAAACCAGCAUCAAUUGACACAUCCUGUGAAGGAGAGCUGCAAGUAGGCAAAGGCGAUGAAGUGACGAUCACGUUACCACACAUUCCGGGUUCUACUCCACCAAUGACUGUGUUUAAAGGAAAUAAAAGGCCGUAUCAGAAAGACUGCGUCCUGAUCAUUAAUCAUGACACUGGAGAGUACGUACUAGAGAAGCUGAGCAGCAGCAUACAGGUUAAGAAAACAAGAGCUGAAGGCAGCAGUAGAAUCCAAGCCCGCAUGGAGCAGCAGCCGGUCCGGGCAACACAACCUCCACCACAGUUCAGGGCCCCCACCAAGCCGGGAGCUGGGACUAAAACGUCUCCAUCCAAAGACAACCCUUCCCCUGAGCCCCAGCUUGAUGACAUAAAACGAGAGCUUCGAGCAGAAGUGGAAAUUAUCGAGCAAAUGAGCAGCAGUGGGAGCAGCAGUUCCUCCGACUCUGGCAGCUCCUCGGGCAGUGAAGAUGACAGCUCCAGCAGUGAAGCAGAAGAAGAAACCCACCCGUCUCCCACCCAGCAACAGUACAGUGGCAGAAAUGUGAUUUCCAAUGGCAAUGACCGAGCUCAAGGCAACAACCAGCUCAUGAGCACGCUCCGUAAAGAUUUACAGUUGAGUGAAUCCGGUAGCGACAGUGACGACUGACUCCCCAGUGGAGGGCUAUGAAGGUAACAAGAUGGAUGAUGGGAAGAUUGUCACCGAUUUAUUUCUACAGGCAUUCGCUAUCAUGGGAAUGAUGACGUGUCAUGAUGUGUUCAAGUUUCUUUUACAUUUGCUGUGCUUUAGUAUUUUUUGUAUUAGGAGAAUAUUCAGAAAGUAAAGGCAAUUUAGAAUUUUAUUAAGUCAAGAGCAAAAAACUAACCAAUACAGUCAUCCCUCACCUAUCGCGGGGGUUACGUUCCAGAGCCCCCCGUGAUAGGUGAAAAUCUGCAAAGUAAAAACCAGAUGUUUAUAUGGUUAUUUUUAUAUUGUCACGCUUGGGUCACAGAUUUGCACAAAAACACAGGAGGUUGUAGAGAGACAGGAACUUUAUUCAAACACUGCAAACAAACAUUUGUCUCUUUUUCAAAAGUUUAAACGUGAUCCAUGACAAGACAGAGAUGAUAGUUCCGUCUCACAAUUAAAAGAAUGCAAACACUGUAUAUCUUCCUCUUCAAAGGAGUGCGCAUCAGGAGCAGAGAAUGUCAGCGAGAGAGAGAGAAAAGCAAACAAUCAAAAAUCGAUAGGUGCUGUCUGAGCUUUUAAGUAUGCGAAGCACCGUGCGGGAAGCAUAUCACUUGACAAAGCAGCUGCAAGGAAGGAGGCAAUGUGAAGGUAGUCUUUAAGCAUUUUUUUAGACGAGUGUCCGUAUCCUCUAGGGGUGCAAACAGCCCCCCUGCUCACACCCCCUCCGUCAGGAGCAGAGAAUGUCAGAGCAAGAGAGAGAAAAGCAAACAAUCAAAAAUCAAUAGGUCCUGUUUGGGCUUUUAAGUAUGCGAAGCACCGUGCGGGAAGCAUAUCGCGCAACAAAGCAGCCACAAGUAAGCCCAGCAAGGAAGGGAGCGAUGUGAAGGUAGUCUUUCAGCGUUUUUUGAGGAGCAUCCAUAUCCUCUAAGGGUGCAAACAGCCCCCCUGCUCACAAUAUAUUUGAGGAGUUUUAUUUAAUAUGUAAUACGUGCUCUGAUUGGGUAGCUUCUCAGCCAUCUGCCAAUAGCGUCCCUUGUAUGAAAUCAACUGGGCAAACCAACUGAGGAAGCAUGUACAAGAAAUUAAAAGACCCAUUGUCCACUGAAACCCAUGAACCAGCGAAAAAUCCACGAUAUAUAUUUAAACAAGUAAGCCUGCGAUUCGCUAGCGAAUCGGAAAUCCAAGAAUGGCAAUCAGUUUCUGUUCCGUCCAAUAUUUGGAUGGAUGACAUAUCAUGGAGGGUGGGUGCAUCUGGGGAAAUGUCAUUUAAUUAAAUAAGCAUAUUUGUACUAAAGCGGUUUCGUUUUGUGGAGAUGUGAUUCUGUUGCCUUUGCUGACACUGACUGCUGGCAGAGUGGAGCACAGCAAGUAUAGUUUACAGGUUGUGGUGUUUGUGUGCCAGCCACUGAGUCGGGGAAGCUGCUGGGUUUGAGUCUGUGACCGUUAUGUGAUCUAUAUUACUGGCAUAGUGGAUUAGAGCAAGUGUAGCGAACAGGUUGUGUUGUUGGGGCGCCACCUACUGACUCUGGGCAGCCUCUGCGUUUGACUCGGGGGCGUGCGCCUCGGUGGGAAGCCGCUGCGUGAUGAAAUAUCAUGGAGGGUAUAUGCGGUGGUGUGGGCAGUCGCGUCUGGGCGGCUGUACAACCUGGCAUGCAUGCUUUACCUCAGGUUUACUUCACAGGUCGUAGGCAUGGUAAAGUUUCCAUUUAAUUCAAUAACCCUAUUUGAACUAAAGCAGUUUCUUUGUGUGGGCGGCUUCGUUCAUUAAGUCUAGUUUACAGGUGGUGUUGUUUGGGUGCCACCCACUGACUCUGGGAAUCCGCUGCGUUUGACCCUUCAGGUUGUGUUGUUUGGGCGCCAUCUACUGACUAUGGGAAGCUGCCGCGUUUUGGGAAGCCGCUGCGUUUGACUCUGGGGCGGGCGCCACGGCGCAGUACGCACGCGCCUCGUUGGCAGUAUGCAUGCACCUCAGUGCGUCUGCCGUGCAUAAAUUAACUGUGGUUUAGUAAGAUAGAUAUGCGUACAUAUAAAAUCCGCUAUAGAGUGAAGCCGCAAAAGUCGAAGCGCGGUAUAGAGAGGGCUUACUGUACUUUAGUCCCAGUGCAUCUCAUGUCAUUCCAGAAACUUCUUGAUCUCUAAAUAUAUAAUUGGCUGACACCAUCAGCCAUGCCGACUUGAAAGUUUAGGAUUCUGUCAAGUUUUAUCUUCAAGUUUUACUAAUUUUUUAAAAAGAGUAAUCACUAAGGUUUGGGAUAUCGGAAUGAUUGCCUUGUUUAUUAGCGGUCUGUCAGAAAACAAAGCAAUGGAGGCCAACAAAGGUCUGUUGUAGUGGAGAGACGUCCAUCCUCUCCUGUAUUGGCCUGUCAGUGUGGGUUAUUAGUUAAAAACAAAAUAGCUAACGGGCAUCACUCUCAGUACAACCCUGGUAGCAUUCAUAAAGGACCUGUUACAUGACACAACUUUUCUAGUGAGUGUCAGUGGCAGACUAGCUAGUUGGGGUCGGUCGAUUUCACUUUCUGACGUCAGAGUGGGCUCUGUGUGUGCGUGACAGUUGAGAACCAAGGAGUGUUCAGGUGGAAGUCCAAUGUAUGCAGCGUAGUGACUUAGGAAGGGGCAAUGUGGGCAUUUUGGACCCUGCAAAUCGAAGUGAAGCUCGUCUCUCUGAUGCGUCACAUUUUCUGUACCCUGAUGAAACUGAAAAAAGAAGCAAAGGAUCGAGAUUGUGACAAAAUUCACCGUACCUCAUAAGCAUUUGUACAGCAUGUUAUUGGCUAUCAGGAAAAAGGGGCGAUCAUGUGACACUGUGAAAAUGUGUGACGGUGCUGGAAAGGGUCUCAUAAUCUGACCUCCUCAGGCGAUGAGAUCUGCCACCACAGUUUUCAAGUUUGACGAGAAGGGUCUCGCUGCAGCUUGCAACACCUAUGACAAUAGAUCAGGUGAGGCCCACAACGUUAGUCACAAAACACUUUGACUCAGAUAGCCCUCCUACAACCCGAGUGUAACGAGGCCCUAAUGCUAAUCAUAUUCUAAUGCGGCGGGUGUUACGUGACUGACGUUGAGGGCGUUUGGUGAUGUUGAGGCAUCACAUGACUGACGUCAUAGGUACUGUGCUCUGCAGUUACACUCUGUUGCAUUUGAAGUCCCCUCUGGCUAGAAGUCACAUAAUGUGCCACCAGCUUCACCUGACUGGGCAGUACGUCCACCGUGUUUAGAAACGAGAGUGCCGUCUGAUAGUGUGGUAGGCGUGAGUUAUCUUUUCAGCAGGUGCUGUCCUGGGACGGUAGGGGCUUCAUUUUACACACAAAUUGCCUUUACUUUUUGAUUUCCUUUGAAUAUUUAAUCCUGAUAUGUCUGUUAGGUGCUGAUAAGAUGCACUGAUGUUAUCAUAUAGUUGGUGAGGACGCAGACUGAACAAUAAAAACGCCUUGCUAGCGACGUUA
Erpetoichthys calabaricus (reedfish) is the source of this 4409-nucleotide messenger RNA. RefSeq names its product ELL associated factor 1 (gene eaf1). Bases 178 to 948 code for a protein of 256 amino acids. Gene Ontology annotation, molecular function: transcription elongation factor activity. The transcript has 6 exons. Lineage: Eukaryota; Metazoa; Chordata; Cladistia; Polypteriformes; Polypteridae. Gene Ontology annotation, cellular component: super elongation complex. The record is from RefSeq and is a predicted model, not a curated record. Gene Ontology annotation, biological process: positive regulation of DNA-templated transcription; regulation of transcription elongation by RNA polymerase II.